UCAUAUAUAGUUAAAUUGUCUGUAAACAUGUUAACAUCUAAGCUUGAAGUGUUAGUUGAUUUUGGUCCGAAAUUGGAUCAAAAUGUACUUGAUAAAACAUUAAAAAUGUUGAAAUCUCAAGAUGGAGUACAAGAGGCAAUAUUUAAAGAUGGUGCAAUAAUGUUGGAAACUACGUUACCUAGUACUCAAGUAUUGGAGAUGGUGACACUGACGUCAGGAAAAAGGGCUGUUUUACAAGGAUUUGGAGAUACCCAAUCAGCAGUCUCAAUGGUAUCAAGUCAAUCUUGUUGUGGUGGUGAAGUGUUAGGUGUGGUUCGGUUCCAACAGACACCGGAUGGUUUUUUGAUAGCGGAUGGGUGUUUGGAUGGAUUAACACCGGGUUCCCAUGGGUUACAUAUCCAUGAAGUAGGAGAUAUAAGCCAGGGUUGUAAAUCAAUUGGCGGGCAUUACAACCCUUUGAAUGCUGUCCACGGAGCGCCCGCGGACCCGGGGCACGCGCGACACGCGGGGGACUUGGGGAAUAUCGUCGCUGAUGACACUGGAAGGGCCACCUUCAGAAUAGUUGAUAAUAUCCUCAAGGUAUGGGAUAUAAUAGGCAGAUCGGUAGCGGUUACUGAACGUAGAGACGACUUGGGUCGAGGGUCGUCUCCUGAAUCAAGAGUAAAUGGUGAUAGCGGUAAUCCUGUCGCUUGUGGUAUAAUCGCCCGGUCAGCUGGGGUGUUCCAAAAUCCCAAACGUAUCUGUGCGUGUGACGGAGUUGUCGUUUGGGAUGAAAAAGAUCGUCCUCUAGCAGGGAAGGGGAGGAGAGAGGAUACAGAGAAGAGAUGUUGCAAGACGGAAAAUGUUAAACCUUGUUGUAGAGUGUAAAAGUUUUUUUGUUAAAUAAAUUGUAUAUGGAAUCUUUUA
Papilio polytes (common Mormon) is the source of this 906-nucleotide messenger RNA. RefSeq names its product copper chaperone for superoxide dismutase (gene Ccs). The coding region runs from base 28 to 867 and encodes 279 amino acids. The transcript has 7 exons. Gene Ontology annotation, biological process: removal of superoxide radicals. The record is from RefSeq and is a predicted model, not a curated record. Gene Ontology annotation, molecular function: copper ion binding. NCBI's taxonomy places the organism in Eukaryota, Metazoa, Arthropoda, Insecta, Lepidoptera, Papilionidae.